CAGAAACGCAAUUGUGAUCUGACUGGUUCAUCUUGACGAAACCGUUUCCUUGCUGUGCAAUCUCGCCUCCAAGUCUGUAAUACUGAGAGGCAGUGAGUGUAUCGCGUGUUCGUUGUGCAUCACAGUAGGGAAAUGCUGUGCCGAGGACACAAAAACAGCCUGUCCUCUGCAACAACUCACACUGUUUUGGCCUCGCUGAGUUCCACUUCCUGUCACCUUGCAUUUGAAGCCUUCCUUUCUCCCUCACCUGCAGCUGCAUCUGCACAGCCACUCUGCUUGACCUGAACGCUAGGUUCACACUACUGUGACCCAGAAUAGGGACGAGGGGAUCCCCAAUAGAUUGCCGCGCUUUCGCCAUCAGCAUUUCUAUUGGGCCGGAUACCCUAGUCUCGUGCCUUUCGAUGCAUCUUCCCAGUUUCUGUUGCCUGUGAACUUGGGUCAACCUCUUGUCUCAUGGAUAUAAAGAGAUUAAUAGUGCCAUUUCUGGAUAAAAUCUAAGGAGUCGCUUUGGAGGUUGAAGGUGGAACAUAAAGCAAUGCAGUUUGUUUGCUAGUUGAUAUUAGUCAAUCGUUUGGUGGUUAGGUAAUGUACUAGGUUAACACAGCGGUCCUAAGAUGUUCCCUUCCUUGACCAGAACAAUCGAUAGACAAUCCGAAAUGCAUCAUGAAUCAUCUAACUAAUCAGACCAAGGAGUGUGCCGCUUGCUACAUAUUUACAUACCAGGAGUCACUGUACUGGGACUUUCUUCAGUUGCAGCAGUUCUUGUCGCCUUUCAUAAAUAUGGAGAUGUCAUCAAUAUUAUAGUACGAGUCAACAUAAUGCAUCUGUUGCUCUCAGCCUGGUUUCGACAGCCAACAUCAUAUUAUACUCGCCAAAUCGGCUCUUCUCGGUUCUUCACCAGAAAUCACAGCUGGCUCCAGUCUGUGGGCACAAAACCAGCCUUCAAACCAUCGUCUCAGCAACUGAGGAUCGCAAAACUCUGCGCUGACCAGAAUGUCGUGGUAUCAGCAAGACCCGGAUCAGGCAAAACCGCCACCAUAGAAGCUAUUGCGGCUGCACACCCUGAUAAAAGAAUUGGCAGUAUUCUCUUCUCAAAGAGGCUUCAGAGUGAAACAUCUCAUCGUCUGAACAAGUACCACAAUAGCGAUGUAUACACUUUCCAUGGCAUGGCGGGUGUCCUCCUUGGACAAGUGGUUCCGAGUGAUGGAGCACUCAUCAAGCUCUUGGAGAAUAUCGAUAAGUGCAGCAAACUUCCACGAUGGACCUCAACACCUUUCGACAUCAUUGUACUGGACGAGUUUCAGGACUGCAAUCCAGAAACCUUCUGGCUAGUCGAGUGCUUUGUCCGGGCCAACAACCUUAGGAAAGGAGGCCAGCCUGCGCGCAUAGUCGUCCUCGGCGACGAGCGCCAAUCGAUAUACCGCUUUCGCGGUGCUGACCCUCGCUAUCUGACUCUGGCCCCUGAGGUGCUAGGCCCAAUCAGUCCCUAUCCCUUUGCAGAAGUUCAGUUAGGCAACAGUUUCAGGCUGUCCUCAUCGACUGUCCAGUUCAUCAACCGUGUCUUCCUCGGUGGAGAGCAGUACAUCUCCAGCUCGAAGCGUGGUCCAAAGCCCAUUGUCCUGAGAUGCAAUAUUUGGGACAGUUUGGCAUUGGCUAGAGCGAUUUCCCCCCUGGUAAAACGUUACAAGCCUGAGAACUGCGUGAUAAUAGCACCCUCCGUUCGUACGAGAGGACCAUUGCAAGAACUUAUAAAUGCAUUGACUCAGGUCUGUGAUUUGCCGAUACAUGUACCUCCUGAUGAGGAAACACCUCUCAACGACAAGGUGAUCAAAGGAAAGUUGUGCAUCUCUACGAUACAUCAGUUCAAGGGUCGAGAGCGUAAACUUGUCAUUCUUCUUGGCAUCGAUGCCUCCUAUUUCGAGUUCUUCGGCCGCGACUUGCCAGAUGACAGCUGUCCCAACGAAGUUUUUGUGGCUCUAACGCGCUCUCUGCAACAACUCGUAUUGGUCCACAAUGAUGAGAGUAAGAUGAUGCCUUGUGUAUCCCUCGAUUCUCUGUACGACACCGCCAAGAUAGUCAACUUGACAACGAUACGAACAAAAAUUCCACAACCUGAUCUACCUGGACGCCCCCUAGAGUUGGGGCUUAUGCUUCCAAAAUCUUGCGGAGCCCGUGAAAUAACGCGGUAUGUCCAGGGCGAUGCUCUUGAUAAAAUUGUCGAGCGCCAUCUUCAUGUAGACAGGAUAGCGCCUCCUCUCCCUCGCCAUGAACACAUCAACAUAAGAAAUGUGGUACCCUCGGAUCUAAAAAGGGGGUUCUAUGAGUCUGUUAGCGACAUCAAUGGCCUUGUUAUUGCCGCAGCUCUGGAACUAGCAACAGCCGGAACAUUAAGGUCACUAGGACGACCAAGUAAAGGAGAGGUUGAUGAAACUUUGUCAAAAUGCCCCGAGAAGCUUGUUGCUUGGCUUUGCCGGAAAGCUUGCGAGUAUGAAGCGAGUCUCUCGGGCUAUCUACCGCGCGUGAUUCAGAUGAAAGACCACAAGUAUGACUGGAUCAAGCCCGAAGACCUCAGCCUUGCUCGGCGUCGACUUGAUAGUGAGCUGGUGGGUUCUGCCCGAAAGCUGGAUUUUGAAGUUGAGAUGCAGCAGCAAUUCUAUAUCGAUGGCCAAGAAACUCAACUCUGUGGUCGAGCAGAUAUUGUAAACAAUUCCGCAACCGAGAGCAAUGACGACAUGGAUAAUCGAACAAUAUGGGAGAUCAAGUUCGUCUUAAGCCUUUCCAACGAACAUAUCAUACAGGCUUGCGUUUAUGCCUACUUGUCAGGCUCAGAGUCUGGAAAGUUACCACGCAUCAUACUGUACAAUGUGUGAGAUGGGGACAAGCGCGAGAUCAUACCACGUCAUGGAAUAGAGGGGUUGAGACAACUGAUCACAAGUGUUCUUAGACUUCGAUAUACUUCGAAAGAAGAGAUGACAUACGAAGAAUUCAUCAAACGGUGUGGCAAGACAACGCGGAAGGUGAUGAAUCUCAGUGAUGGGUCAUAGUGAAAGUCUAGAAGCAAAAGUUAAUCAUGAGACUCGGGAAGAGGGUAAGACUCACCGAGAUGCUUCACAACAUAGAGAUCUAUUCAUUCUAGAACAUUGAAGUUUCACAAUUCCUAUUUAAGGGGCAUAAUUUCUGUAUGUAGAGUCAUCUAGACCAUAUCUCAAACUUAGUCUCAUAGAAACUGCUGAGGUCAUGGGGCAGGGAGGCUUGCCAGGCAGAGCGUUGAAAGCAUGUUUAUUCGACCUCUCUUUCACUAUAUCAUUGGGAUAUCAAGAGUCUUCGUAAGUUCAAGCAUUGCAUGAUUGUAAGAUGUGAACUCUUCAUGCUCCAUCAGAGACCAACGUGACUUGCGUUGAUGUGACCAUCAG
Molecule: messenger RNA, 3413 nt
Organism: Fusarium odoratissimum NRRL 54006
Lineage: Eukaryota; Fungi; Ascomycota; Sordariomycetes; Hypocreales; Nectriaceae
Exons: 2
Coding region: 819-2870 (683 amino acids)
Biological process (GO): recombinational repair
Cellular component (GO): nucleus
Molecular function (GO): 3'-5' DNA helicase activity; ATP binding; DNA binding
Source: RefSeq, a predicted model, not a curated record